UGACAUGGCUGCUAUGACUCAUGUUGUUAUUAAGAUACAUUGAACUCCAUGAGGGUCGUAAAAGGAGAAAAACAAGCAGGUGAUUGACAGCUGAUUUAAUUAUUUGAUUCCAAGUUGGACUGAAUGUUGAGUGUAUGUGUAGGUGGGUGUGUUUGAGGGUGGGGAUUCGAUCUUAUCAAGGGUCUCAGUGUUUGAGGCGGGCAGAACGACGCUGGUGGUUACAGUGAGCAGCUUUCCCGGUAAACUGAUCCUGGAGCAGCUUGACUUUUGAACAGUAUAACAAUGAGACUCGGUCUGUGGCCGCAGCGUGUGGGACAUCUGAACCGCUUUCAGAUCGCAUCAGUGACGGAUAACUGAAGUGAAGUUUUGAUAGAAUCCACUGCAUGUGUAUUUGAUCUGACCCUGGGUGACUUCCCGUUGCGUGACCUCUCAGUUCAUUAGAUCGACGUGUCGUGAAGACGGGGGUCUUUGCUCCGAGCCCCACCUUGCUGGAUUAGGGAACACGUCCGUGCUGUCCCCAAGCUGUCUGUAUGGAGAGGCAGGCGCUGCAGCGGGCCAAGGAGGCCUUCCUGAGCGGCAGGACUCGACCUGUGGAGUUCAGAUUGCAGCAACUUCAUGCCCUUCAGAGGAUGAUCACUGAGAAAGAGACAGAGAUAUCCACUGCUCUCAAACAGGACAUCAACAGGAGCCAAUAUGACACACCGCUCUUGGAGCUGAUUGGGAUUGAAAGUGAGAUCAAGCUGGCCAUAGAUAAACUGGCACUGUGGGCGGCUCCACAGCCAGUUGAGAAGAACUUCCUCACCAUAUCAGAUGAGGUCUAUAUCCAGCCCGAGCCUCUGGGAGUGGUUCUCAUCAUCGGAGCCUGGAACUACCCCUGGGCCCUCACCCUCCUGCCCCUAGUUGGAGCUAUUGCUGCUGGCAAUGCAGCUGUGGUAAAGCCAUCUGAGCUUAGCGAGUACUCGUCCCUCCUCCUCCGGGCUCUGCUGCCUCGCUAUCUGGACAAGGAUCUGUACCCAGUGGUGACGGGUGGAGUGUCAGAGACCCAGGAGCUGUUGAAGCAGAGAUUUGACCACAUCUUCUACACAGGCAGUGCCACAGUGGGCAAACUGGUGAUGGAGGCCGCAGCUCGCCACCUCACCCCAGUGACCCUGGAGCUGGGAGGGAAGAGUCCCUGCUACAUCGACAAGAACUGUGACAUCAGAACCGCCUGCCGUCGCAUCACGUGGGGGAAGUUUAUCAACUGCGGUCAGACGUGCAUCGCUCCAGACUACAUCCUUUGUGAACCGUGCAUACAGGGCCGAGUGGUGGAAUGCAUCCGACAAACCCUACUGGAAUUUUAUGGCGCUGAUCCCAAAUGCUCACCAGACUACGGCCGAAUCAUCAACCAGCGUCAUUUCAACAGAGUCAUGGGUCUGAUGGAGGGUUACACCCCUGUGGUGGGAGGACAGAGUGAUGCCUCACAGUGCUAUAUUGCGCCAACAGUGCUGAAGGACGUGCCCCCUCACUCCAGGCUGAUGCAGGAGGAGAUCUUUGGGCCCCUGCUGCCCAUAGUGGCUGUGAGUGACAUGGAUGAUGCCGUCCGCUUUAUCAAUGAGAGAGAGAAACCUCUGGCCCUCUACAUCUUCUGCUCUGAUAAGAAGGCAUCAAAAAGGAUGAUUGAGGAGACCACGAGUGGAGGAGUGACGGUCAAUGAUGUUAUGAUGCACUACACACUCAGCUCUCUCCCAUUUGGUGGAGUUGGUAACAGUGGAAUGGGCCGCUACCACGGUAAACAUACCUUUGACCAGCUGAGCCACCAGAGGGCGUGCCUGAUCCGCUCUCUAGGCAUGGAGCGUGUCAACUUGGCUCGGUACCCUCCUCAGAACCGCCGGCGGGCACGCAGGGCACGGAUGGCACUCGGCGCACCCCUGAUUGACAUGUCCAAAAGGACUCUGGUCUGGGCCAUCGCUGCCACCAUCAUUGGCUUAGGCCUGUUCAUCACUCUACUGGUCAUCCUUCUCAUAGCAUCAGGCCUCAAUUGCACCUGCUGGUACUGGAGAGGCUUUUAUAACUAGAUACACUGCAGCAUCUCUUUGUAAAAUCUGUUGAAAAGGGAAAAGUGCCUGCUGCAGUAAUUUGUAUAUUAACAACAUGUGAACACCUGAUUUGUACAAAGAUUUUUUAAAGUUUAAAAUAUACUGUAACCCUUUGAUCUAACUUUUAUUUUUUGUGUGGUUAUUUUACAUCACAUGUCCCUCAGCGAUGAGACAAGCAAAAUUAAACAUACCUGAGUGCUGUCCUACAUUCUUCAUUUUUUUGGAGGUUAACAUUCAUUUUUUGAGAAAUAUCAAUCUAAAUACAAUGAUCACAAAUGUAGAAAACCACGGUCAUGUGUGUAUUUUGCAGUUUUUGUUCUGUAAUAAAAGAUUUGUUCAUAUA
Scatophagus argus is the source of this 2418-nucleotide messenger RNA. RefSeq names its product aldehyde dehydrogenase, dimeric NADP-preferring-like. The transcript is spliced from 11 exons. Bases 531 to 2054 code for a protein of 507 amino acids. Gene Ontology annotation, biological process: aldehyde metabolic process. The record is from RefSeq and is a predicted model, not a curated record. Lineage: Eukaryota; Metazoa; Chordata; Actinopteri; Scatophagidae. Gene Ontology annotation, molecular function: aldehyde dehydrogenase (NAD+) activity. Gene Ontology annotation, cellular component: cytoplasm.